This is a messenger RNA of Podarcis lilfordi (Lilford's wall lizard), 16445 nucleotides long. The record is from the annotation of a GenBank genome assembly. Lineage: Eukaryota; Metazoa; Chordata; Lepidosauria; Squamata; Lacertidae.
CCCUCUCCGCGGCCAGGCGGCCAGUGGGGAGGUGGCUCGGCCGGCUGGGCUCGGCACGGCCCGGUUCCAUUGGCCGCUGGCUCCGCGGCGCCGUGCGCUCUGCUGCGCGCUUUGGAGAGGAGGCGCGGCCUGCGCUGGCCCGCCAGCCCGGGACUCUUCCUCGAUCCCCGUCCUUCCUGCUCCUGCCCUUGGCGCCCCGGGGCAGCCGGCCAUGGGAUCGCCGGCCGAGGAGCCUCCGCUGCCGGCGCCGGACCUUUACCGCGACACGUGGGUGCGCUACCUGGGUGAGUGGCUGCAGGGCGAUCGCCGCGCCGCGCGCCUCCUCGCCAGUCCCAGCCUCCGUUAAGGGCGGGAAAUUUACUCUCGAGGAAGCCCGCAGGCGGCGGAAGAGCGCUUUCCCGGCUGGGACUGCGUUCAACAAAAAGUUGCCGGACGGGACGGGGGGAGGGGUGGAAAUCGGGCGGCGGAGACUGAUCAGAGUAAAAGGCAAGGAACGCUGUUCUCAGGAUUGGGCAGCGGAGGUUGCCAACUGCUUUUCUGCCAGGGCUCCUGUGCCUUCAAGCUCUUGCGCCUUCUUAGGCACAGGAGUUCCAUCGAGGAAAGAAGUUGGCAACUCUCGUCCCAAUUUACCGCCAUUAAGUGCCGUUAGUGCUAUACCUUUCGGUGAAAUAAUGUUAAUAAGAGAUGUUUAGCUUUCAGGGCACAAUCAUGCCCUGAAAGGUAGCGUAUACAUGGGCAGUGAUGGCGUAUUUCUAGGUAAAGACCCCAGCACCUGGGAGAUCUGGGUUCAAAUUCCCCAUUGAGCCAUGAAGCACACUGGGUGACCUUGAGGAUUUGUCACUUACCUUUUAAUCCAAUCUACCUCACAGAGCUGUUGUGCGGAUUAAAUGAGGAGGGAGAGAAGCAAGUCUGUCACUUUGAGCUUCUUGGAGGGGGAAAAAAGUGGGAUAGAAAUGCAAUAAAAUGGCAUACUGUCACCUCCCUGAAGGUACUUCCAGCAGGGCAGUUGUGUACUGCUCAGAAGUACAGUGGUACCUCAGGUUACAUACGCUUCAGGUUACAGACUCCGCUAACCCAGAAAUAGUGCUUCAGGUUAAGAACUUUGCUUCAGGAUGAGAACAGAAAUCGUGCUCUGGCGGCGCGGCAGCAGCAGGUGGCCCCAUUAGCUAAAGUGGUGCUUCAGGUUAAGAACAGUUUCAGGUUAAGAAUGGACCUCCAGAACGAAUUAAGUACUUAACCCGAGGUACCACUGUAAGUCCUUUUUAAUUCAGUGGGUCUUACUCCCAAGGAAGUGGGGUUAGGACUGUGGUUUUAGUUUGGAGCAACAACAACAACAAAACCCAACAAGCAGUCUUGUGGCACCUUUUUUUUGAAGACGUUUAUUAUGACGUUAGCUUAGGGUCCACACUCAAUUAUACAAGAGCUUCUGCAAGCCUUAAGCCUCCCUGCUGAUGGGAAUACUGUUGAUGAGAAUACUGUACACCCUUCUCUUUCAACACAAAAGAUACACAAGAGACAAUUGUUCUCAUAGAUAGUGGGCAUCUCCAAGACUAUGAUUGGCAGGUGAGGAGGCCUUGUCUGGCUGGCAUAUAUGCAUAGUAGGGUCUUUCGAGCGGCAGUUUUCUGUCUGAUGAAUGCCCUCCCUGCUGAGGCGCAUCUGCCCCUCUCGUUACUGACUUCCGAGAGGAAUUUGGAAACAUCCUAGUUUAGAUCCAGGCAUUUGAUGGCGACCCUGAAAUCACUGCUUGAGAGAAUAUUUUCAACUCUUUUUAUAUGCUGGUUUUUAUUGAUGCAUUUUCCACCAUGGGCUCCUUCACCAGGAGGAAGGAUGUGAUAUGAAUUGAAUGAAUGAAUGAAUGAAUGAAUAAAUAAAUAAAUAAAUAAAUGUGUUGUGGAGUUCAAGGAUGCGAUAUAUAUAUAUAUAUAUACACACACACACACACACACACACACACACACACACACAAGCAUUUGGGUACAAACGUCAUGAUCUGAAGUCCAAAUGAUGCAUUACAUGCAGCUGAGUAUAACUUUCCAGAUACACUCCUUAUAGCUGUAUAUAUCUAUUGUACAUCUGCUAUAUAUUUUGUUGUUGUUUUUCACGGAAAUGCAAACAAAAUUCAGUUUCUCCUUCCUUCCUACUUGCUGUCUCCAGUGGGCAACUGAGCACUGCAAAGGGGAAGAGGCUUCUUAACUUUCUUGACAGCUUCUCUAUUAAAAUCUGUCACUGUCCUUUCAAGUUGUUUUUCCUCUUGUUGAGGACAGCCAUUUUAAAUAGAAAACAACAACAUGGGGAAAGAAUUAAGGAUCCCCUUGAUUUUCUGUGUUGUUCUGUAUCAUUGCUACAUAAAUGACGUUAUCCUCAAAGGAAAAGUAUUUUUAUUUAUUUCAUGCGUUUAUAUCCCCCUCUUUUUUCCCCUCCAAGGAGCUCAAGGUGAGAUAUAUGGUUCACUCUCUCCCCAUUUUCAUCCUCAUAGCAGUCUUGCGAGGUAGGUUAGCUUGAGAGAUUGUGACUGGUCCAAAAUCAACCUUAAAGGCCAAGUGGAGAUUUGAACCCUGGUCUGGCACUCUAACCACUACACAUACUGACUCUUUUUUAAAAAAAGAAAGAAAGAAGAUGAUUUGCAGCAGCUCCUACUGGUUUGCUGUUGGGGGACCACGGCUUCUGUGACUAUAUUUUGGUGUCCUUGUCUUUAAAGAUGACUGUGGGACAAAACUUUGCACAACCAAAUGUGUGUAACUCUUGACCUUGUGGCCAGAGCAACUAGUUUGCAUGCCAAAAGCCCUUGCUUAAAUCUCCCCAAAUCCGGCUGGGAAAACUGCUGCCAGUCAGUGUAGACAGUACAGUGGUACCUUGAUUCUCAAACUUAAUCCGUUCCGGAACUCUGUUCCAAAAUCAAUAGAAAGUAAUGCAAAAUGGAUUAAUCCGUUCCAGACUUUUUAAAAAAACAACCCCUAAAACAGCAAUUUCACAUGAAUUUUACUAUCUAACGAGACCAUCGAUCCAUAAAAGGAAAGCAAUAAACAAUGUACUGCAGUCACACAACCAAUCAAUCAGUAGCUGAACUGGGUUCCACAGAGCCACAAAAACAAAACAAAAAAGAGCCGCAAAAGCAAAAACGCUAAAUAGCAAAAACAGACAGACCUCAGCGUAACACUCAAAACGGAAGUAUGGCACUCAAAUCGGAAGCGCAACACUCAAAACGGAGCACGUUCGGCUUCCGAAAAAAGUUUGCAAACCAUAACACUUACUUCCGGGUUUGCAGUGUUUGGGUUCCAAGUUGUUUGAGUAUCAAGGCGUUUGAGAACCAAGGUACCACUGUACUGAGCUCGAUGGACCUGUGUUCUGACUUUAUACAAGGCAGUUUCCUGUGUUGACAGUCUUGGACAGCUAUUGAAGACACAGCUCAAAAAUGCCAGGACCAGGGGGGGAAAACUGGGCAGGGUGGUGGUGAUGUGGCAACUUCAAGGAUGAAAUGUCAGCUUCCGUUCAGCGAUAUUUGAGAAGCAGGAUCCCUUGUGCAAAGUGUCGUUUGCCGGGACGUUUCUGCCGCGUUGGGUGGCAGGCAGCUCCUAAGGUGACUUUCUCUGGACCUUGGAAAAGGACUUUGCUAGGGCAUCAGGAAGAGGAGACUGUGGGGACUGUAUCCUCUGAAGGGUGUCAAACAGCACAAAAUGGCUGCAUUGCUGCCCCUCUUUGCAGCGCAGCGAAAUUUAAUCCCGUAGGAACAGCUGCGGCAGUCAGGCACGCGGGAGCGAAACGGACGGCGGAGUUUAUCGCCAGCAAAGAAAGUUAAUGCAGUUGUUAUGCUGUUGUCUUUCUGGUGGUGCUUGCAAGGUCAAAUGCCCGCCCUUAUCUUACUUUCACAACAACCAUGCAUGGCGGGUUAGACUGAAGGAAAUAUUGGAUAAUAAUAAUAAUAAUAAUAAUAAUAAUAAUUUAUUUAUACCCCGCCCAUCCAGCUAAGUUUCCCCAGCCACUCUGGGCGUCUCCCAAUCGAGUGUUAAAAACAAUACAGCAUUAAAUAUUAAAAACUUCCCUAAACAGGGCUGCCUUCAGAUGUCUUUUAAAGAUAAGAUAGCUGCUUAUUUCCUUCACUUCUGCAGGGAGGGCGUUCCACAGGGCGGGCGCCACUACCGAGAAGGCCCUCUGCCUGAAUAAAAUUUGGAGGAUAAAAUUUUGACGUGACCUUGUUGAGUUCCUUGGAAGGAAGAAGUGUGGUGUAGUGGUUAGAGCACUGGACUAGGACUUGCAAUACAAGGGUUCAAAUCCCCACCAUGAGGCCUCUUGGGGUGACCUUGGGUCAGUCACCAACUCUCAGCCAAGCCUACCUCACAGGGGUGUUCUGUGGGUAAAAUAGGGAGAAGGAGAAGUGUGUUGAGUUCCUUUGGAGAAAAGAUGGGAUAUAAAUCAAUAGUUAAUGUAAUAUAUGAACUGGGUGGGUUGGGUUCAUCCCAUCCAACUGUUUUUAGGAUACGUUCAUCGUAUACCAGUCUUGGUGUUGGUUGGUCCCCCAAACCGUAACCCAGUUCACUGCAAUCCACUGAAGCUUAAACUAAAAAGAAGUGCGUAAAUUCUGCUCCUAUACACUUUCCGUAAACAGUACGCAGUUAAGAUGUUUGUGCGCAUUCUGUAACCUCACAUACCUCAGGCAAUGAUGGGGAUGUUUUCCACAUUGAGGUACAAGCCACUCCCCUCCCUUUCCAUAUUAAUAAAAGAUGCUGUGGCUUAGACUUAGUGGCGCUAAAUGGAUCUCAUUCUUCAUAUUUCAGUUUUAUUGACAGGUGAAUUAAAAAUAGGGCUUUGGCAGGAUGUUAGUGACUCACUGCUUGAAACUGAAAGUAUGGACUUUUACAGCUGCAAUCAGAUGAGUUGAGAACAAAAGAGAGAGAUUUCUCCAGAGUAACACCGAGUCAGCAGAGCCAUAAGGCACAAAGGAGAUCAGGAAGAUUCAAUAUGGACAUAAUAUUCGAUAAAGAAAUACAGUGUUAUCUCAGGUUACAUAGGCUUCAGGGUACAGACUCCGCUAACCCAGAAAUAGUACCUUGGGUUAAGAACUUUGCUUCAGGAUGAGAACAAAAAUCGUGCUCCGGCGGUGCGGCAGCAGGAGGAGGCCCCAUUAGCUAAAGUGGUGCUUCAGGUUAAGUACAGUUUCAGGUUAAGAACGGACCUCGGGAACGAAUUAAGUACGUAACCAGAGGUACCACUGUAAAGGAACAAUUGAUGGAAAUUAAAACCUCACACAGGAAGGAGAAAGGAGAACUUUACUUGCGAAUUUACAAAUUACUAAAUGUGUCAUAAUAAUUAUACAGUGGUACCUCGGGUUAAGUACUUAAUUCGUUCUGGAGGUCCGUUCUUAACCUGAAACUGUUCUUAACCUGAAGCACCACUUUAGCUAAUGGGGCUUCCUGCUGCUGCUGCGCCGCCGGAGCACGAUUUCUGUUCUCAUCCUGAAGCAAAGUUCUUAACCCGAGGUACUAUUUCUGGGUUAGCGGAGUCUGUAACCUGAAGCGUCUGUAACCUGAAGCAUAUGUAACCUGAGGUACCACUGUAUUGGACUUUUGUCCAAUAUUGGUAUCGAUAUAAUAUGGCGUAUAUUGGACUUUUGUAACUGAAAAUUAAUAAAAAUUAUUCAACAACAAGAAAUAGGUUUUUUGAGGCUGCCAUCCAUCUGGGUUUUCCCAGACAUUUUAGCUGCUUUUCCAAAAUUCUGCCCGGAGGCAAUUUUCAGCGGUUGAAUCCCGGCUAUAUCCAGGAAAUCCCUAAUUAAAAUGAAAAAGCAGAGAUAAAGCGAGAGAAGCAGGGAGUUUCUCCCCCCCCCCCCGUGGCUGCGGACACAUUAACUCUUGAAAGUAAUGACAGCUGUUGGACUCUUCCUGCCUGUUGGGUGGAGCUUGAAGCUGUGGGAGGGGCUUUGGCACCCAUGCUGACCUUUGACCUUCGUUACAGGUUACGCCAACGAGGUUGGGGAGUCUUUCCGGGCCAUCGUGCCUGUCUCGUUGGUCUGGGCCAGCUACGGAGUAGCAACUGCCUACGUGGCGGCCGACGCAAUCGACAAGGGCAAGAAGGCGGCUGCUGUGAGUACAGAGUAGGCGACGAAACCAUUUCUCAAGUCAAGGGCCACGUUCCCUUCUGGGGGCCGCAUGCUGGUAGUGGUGGGCAAGGCCAGAGGUAAAAGCGAGUGGAGCAAAGAUUUUACCUUUGUAUAGGAAGCAAGAGACAUUAUCAGAAUUCAAGGAUUCAUUCCUGCUGGGGAAGGAAUGCAUAAGUUGCAAAGGAAGGCCAAUGUCGUCCAGCGAGGGUUUUGAGGGCCAGAUAGGGUUGAAUGUUGGAAUAUCCACAUCUUGCAGAUCUAACAUAUAGAAUAAGAGAACAAGAAGAACAUACGUUUGAAGAUUGCAAAGUGUUUAUUGAAUAUAUGGAGGAAAAUUGUGUUUAUUUGAAACCGUGGGCAGCAUUAAGAUAAAUUCAGCAGUGUAAAUAAGUUUUGGUGGCUGGGGAAACCCAGCCAGAUGGGUGGGGUAUAAAUAAUAAAUUAUUAUUAUUAAAUUAUUAUUCAUUUCGGGAUACUGAAUGGUUUAGUUUAUAUAAAAUAUGCAGGGAUUUAUGUUAUGUAAAAUGAACCAUGGAAGGAGAAGAAGGGAAGUCAUUGAUAUUUUAUGGUUGUUUAAAUGAAUAUUCCAAAAUUAAAGUUACAGAUUUCAGAUAGGGUUGAAUGUUGACCCUGGGCCCGAGGUAAACACAGUUAUACUUUUAAUGUUUCAAAUGUUUCGCUGAUAAUUUAGUUCUUUUACUCUUUUUGCAAACUGCUUUGAGGUUUUCUUUUUAAACAGUCGAGAGGUGUAUGGAUUUUAUGAAACAGUAAAUAAACAAAAACAAUGAUUCAUAUAAUUUAUAUACCUCCUUUCGUUUCAAGAAGAAGCAGUUAACAAGCACAUGGAUAAAUUAGGUUUUAGGUGUUUUGUUUUGUUUUUAAACGACUUGUUUGGAAAAAGGGUAGGAUGGGAAACCUGAAAGGGAUGAAGGUCAGUUUGUUUUUCGGUUUUAAACGUUUUAAGUCCGCACCCCCUUCAUCCUUCCUCCGACUGACAGGCGAAGGCCGUGGACGAAGGGAGGAGCAAGCAUGCCGCAGUGGCGGUCGUGGACACAUUUAUAUGGCAGGCUCUGGCUUCCGUGGCCAUUCCUGGCUUCACCAUUAACCGCAUCUGCGCAGGGUCACUCUACCUCAUGGCCAGCAUGACGCACUGGCCUCUCUCGGUCAGGAGGUGGGCCACCACCGCCGUGGGACUCUCGGCCAUUCCUUUCAUCAUCAAACCCAUUGACAGGUACGGGCAACUUCCACCCCUUGAGCACAGCCAAGGAUGAGCUGUAUCAACCUUGAAGAAGCCCUGCUAGGUGUUGUGUACUUCAACCCUCAUCAGCCCCAGCCACCAAGGUCAUUUUGGUCUACAAAUCCCAUCAGUCGCAGCCACUGGGGGCCAUUUUGGUCUGCAAAUCCCAUCAGCCCCAGCCCCUGGGGGCCAUUUUGGUCUGCAAAUCCCAUCAGCCGCAGCCACUGGGGGCCAUUUUGGACUACAAAGCCCAUCAGCCCCAGCCACCCGGGCCAUUUUGGACUACAAAUCCCAUCAGCUCCAACCAGCAGAUGCUAGGGUUGAUGGGAGUACAGGCCUGUCAGCUGGGGUUGAACGGAGUUGUAGCCCGAAACACCGGAUUGGGAAAGGUUAUUAUUUGAGGUGGUGACCUUGAAAGGGCAAAUUGCCUUGCAACAGUAGUGAUUAAGACGGCCUCACAUUUUAAACCUCACAUCCAUACCAUAUAUCUAAAGCACUACGAUGCCUCGUUAAACAGUCAUGGUUUCCCCCAUAGAAUCCUGGGAAAUGUAGUUUGUGCUGAGAAUUGUGAGGAGGCCCCAUUUUCCCUCAUGUUCAAUUCGUAAGUUUACUGUUCUAGCCAAAGGCCAUGACAAACUUGUAUUAACAAAAUAAUAUAGAACACAUGUCCAUAAUAUAAAAAAGACUCACAGAGCUCCAGUUCCCAGUGUCUCCUGAGAAGAUGGAUUGCCUGUUGAACCUCUCUGGGAAUUGUAGCUCUGCGAGGGGAAUAUAGGGGUCUCCUGACAACUCUCAGCACCCCUAACAAACUACAGGUCCCAGAAUUCUUUUGAGGAAGCCGUGGCUGUUUAAAGUGGCGUCCUAGUGCCAUAAAUGUGUUGUGUGAACAUGGCCAAAGUACUCUGACAUAAGCAUGGCUGAACAGCUGCAUUUUCAAACUAACGUUCCUUAGGGGAACAGAGCAAUUGUGUCAGAAAUGGGUCUUUAUUUAUAAUCUCACACUGGGAUACUUAUUUUCAGAAUAGGGUAUCUUACCCCGACCUCACUUUUCUCAUUUAAAUCGUGCCUUGGCGUUCUCUUGGGUAAAACGAUGUGAAUAAAUUCAAUCCCUGGGCAAGAAUUCAGUCUGUCUAUAAAUAAACAUUAUGCCCAGAGAGAGUCAGCGACAUUGUGUUCUCUUUGAUUGAUCGAUGCAGAAUGUCAUGCCCUAAGGUCCUAUUCUCACUGGUUUUUAAAAGUAAGUGGCACCCCCUACUGCCAGACACAAGGAAACACAUCUUCACUGAGAGACUGAUUCUGCUGUUACUUCCUAAAGUAGCCACCCGUCGCUUCUUUGCAAAAUCUGUUUGCCUCCCUUAGAUUUCUGUUUCAUUCCUGCUCAGCUUCUAAUCCUUAUUCAGACGUGCAUUCUCCUCACAUGAUAACAGUCACAUUGGGAGAGGCAGGGAGGGUGAUCUCAAUUUGGGGUUUUCUACAAGAGCAUCAAAAAACAACACAUAUGCCCCCCAAACCCCUGGAGGAAUUUCUUGCCUCCAUGGAAAUGCCAGGCAAAUACAAAUACAGUGGUAUCUUGGGUUACAUAUGCUUCAGGUUACAUACGCUUCAGGUUACAGAUUCCGCUAACCCAGAAAUAGUGCUUCAGGUUAAGAACUUUGCUUCAGGAUGAGAACAGAAAUUGUGCUCCGGCGGAGCGGCAUCAGCAAGAGGCCCCAUUAGCUAAAGUGGUGCUUCAGGUUAAGAACAGUUUCAGGUUAAUAACAGACCUCUGGAACGAAUUAAGUACUUAACCAGAGGUACCACUGUACAGUGGUGCCCCGCAAGACGAAUGCCUCGCAAGACGGAAAAACCGCUAGACGAAAGGGUUUUCCGUUUUGAAGUUGCUUCGCAGGACGAAUUCCCCUAUGGGCUUGCUUCGCAAGACGAAAAUACCUUACGAGUCUUGAGAUUUUUUUCCGCUUUCCCCUUUAUCUAAUCUGCUAAGCCUUUAAUAGCCUUUAAUAGCCUUUUAGCAGCUAAUCCCUAAGCCUUUAAGCCUUUAAUAGCCGCUAAACCGCUAAUAGCGCUAAUAGCGCUAAUCCGUCAAUGGGCUUGCUUCGCAAGACGAAAAAACCGCUAGACGAAGACUCUCGCGGAACGGAUUAAUUUCGUCUUGCGAGGCACCACUGUAUAGUGGUACCUUGGUUUUCUAACGUACCGUAUUUUUUCAUGUAUAAGACUAGGUUUUUUCCCUUUAAAAAUGUCAAAAAAUAGGGGGCGUCUUAUACUCUGGGCCAUCUCUCCCCCCAUUUUCUUAAUUCUGAGUCCCCCAAAAUAAGGGGCGUCUUAUAGAUGGAAAAAUAUGGUAAUCCGUUCCGGAAGACGAAACAUUCAAAAACUCAAAACAGAAGCCUCAGUACGGAAAACUUAAAACAGAAAACUCAGUACGGAAACUGCAUUUCAUGUUUGACUUCUGAGGCACGUUUGAAAACCAAGACACUUACUUCCCGAUUUACGACGUUCGAAAACCGAAACGCUCAACAACGGAGAUGUUAGAAAACCGAGGUACCGCUGUAGGUUUUUUGUGGAUCGCACUAUUGUUUUACCUCUCUCUCUCCCCCGAUUCCUCUGGUGCAGGUCAGUGGAUUUCUUGAUGGACUCCAGUCUCCGCAAACUCUACAAGACAGAAGAGUAAGACGAAGUCCUCCUGCCCCUGGUCUACCAGAGCCUCUGACAGCAAAACCAGGCUAUCCUCCAUCCUCAAAGCCACUACCUCCUUCUCUCUGGUCUCCAUGUUAUCUAGACUUCUAAAAUAUUGAAAUCCAGCUUAGUGGGACCUGUCCUGAACCAGUGCAACUUGGUACUGUGGAUCUAACGAGGAUGGAUCUUCUGGGCAGCUCAGGAUGUGUCCUAAAAGCCUGUGUAGAGACUGGUCCAUUUCCCAUGCCAACAGAACUUGCAUGUGGCCUUCUAUAAAUCCUUUCACAUCCUUGUUCAGGUCAAUGCCACCCCAGAUAAGGGGGGGCGGCGCCGGGAUGUACUUAAGGCACAACCUCUUUUUUUUUUUAGGGUUCCUGGCAGCUGUUUCCCAGUAGCAAUGUGGACUAGCCUGGUGACAGUUUAUUUUGCACUCCCAGCUAUGGGAGCGGUUAAUUGCACUAACCAUUAACAGCUUAAGUAGAGCCAGUUCUAAAUGGCUCCCGUUACUGCUGCUCAGCUGAAAAAAGUUAUUUGUAGUUCCUUCAAUCUGGCUUAAUGAUAGUGACACUGUACACACUAUGCAUUUAAAGAAUGACACCCCUCAAAAAAUUCUGGGUUUAUAGUUCUGGGGUAAACUUCAGGAGAUGGAAUGGAUUCCAAGGUUCAUCCUAGUCCAGCCACUUGCAAUACAGGACUCUCAAAGUAUGCUUCUAAUGCAUGGUGUGUACCCAAGCCAGUGAGAAUUUUGGCAUAUAAAUAAAGGAAACAACUUUCCGUAUCUGAUUUCCUUUCUGGGUAGCUCACACAGUUGCACCAUUUAUGAGCCCCUUCGGCAUUUACAUGGCAGUGCUAGAGCUCUAAUGCACUUCAGACUAUCAGAUGCCCUGUACAGCAAGGUGGUCCUCACUAGUUGCAUAAGAAAGAACUCAGCUGUACUCCAUUAACCUGCCUUACACAAAAAUUAAAGUUUGGACUGAUUCCUCUACUCACUUUUGCUUCUGGCCCCCAUCGCCACUAGCAUGUGGCCCCCGCGAUGUUGCCAAGAAGCGAAUGUGGCCCUCCGGCUGGGGUGGGGUGGAAAAGUUCCUUCAACCAAGGGGAGAAAGUUUGACUAUGGCAGUAAAGCUACACAGCGAGAAACGGAAAGCUUUCAACACACAUUUUAUUUUUGCUUUAAGGAUUAGAGAGUUAGGCCUUCUCUGGCGUGUCACUCUUGAUCUUGCAGUAGUCAAUGUUGGAUUCCUUCUCCACCUCUUCGUCGACAGUCAGGUCCCCAAGAACCAGCUGGAGCUCCGUCUGGAAUUGCUGCUCCUUGCGGUUCUUCAGGGGUUUGUGGCCUUUGCUGGUGCGGGAGUAGCGGAGGACGGCUAGGCCUAGCGCUAUCGUAGCCCCGCUGAAGAGGGCCGCCAGCACACAGCUGCCCCCAAAGGAGAUGCUCACCAAGAGGAACGUCUUCAUGGUGUGGCAUCGUCCUGGAAGGAAAGAGACAUUUAGGGAAACAUUUUGCCUAAGUGAGAUGCCCUCAUUCAGUUGUAGGGGAACCUUCAGGCCCUCUGGCUGUUGCUGAACUACAACUUCCAUCAGCCCUAGCAAGUAUGGCCAAUGGUCGGGGUGAUGGGAGUUGUAGAUCAGUAAACAUCUGAAGGGCCACAGGUUCCUCACACCUGCCAUAGAUAGAGUAUCCUCUCAUUACAUUUAUAUCCCACCUUCCCUGCAGAGACCCCUCCAACUGGCAUACGUGGCCCUCCCUGCUCCUCAUUUCCAAACACCCCUCCUCAAAUACUUAAGAGACAGAUUAUGCAGAGACUCAAUAUUUGGGCCAACAAUCACCCAGUGAGUUUUCCUGACCAAGACAGAAUUUGAACUCCAGUCCCCCAGAUCCUAAAUCUGCUCCACUAAGGUAUAGCACCCCUGGAUGGUUAAGUCCAGUGAAAGGCAACUAUGGGGUUGCGGCACUCAUCUCGCUUCAGGCCAAGGGAGCCGGCAUUUGUCCACAGACAGCUUUCUGGGUCAUGUGGCCAGCAUGACUAAACUGCUUCUGGCCCAACAGAAACACCAUUUACCUUCCCACUGCAGCGGUACCUAUUUAUUUACUUGCACUGCUAGGUUGGCAGAAGCUGGGACAGAACAACGGGAGCUCACCCCGUUCCGGGGAUUUGAACUGCCGACCUUCUGAUUGGCAAGCCCAAGAGGCUCAGUGGUUUAGACCACAGCGCCACCCGCAUUCACUACACCACACUGGCUCUGAUGGGCCUCGGAUGUUGUAGACAACAAAUCCUAAUAAUAAUAACCACCUGUUGGAUCAGGCCAAUGACCCAUCUAGUCCAACAGCCUGUUCUCAUAGUGGCCAACCAGAUGCCUGCAGAAAACCUGCAAGCGGGAUUUGAGUGCAAAAGUCCUCUCCGCUCUGGCUUCCAGCAAUUUGUAUUCAGAAGCAUUGCUGCCUCCAAAGUUUGAAGGCAGAGCACAGCUAUUGUGGCUAGCAGCUAUCUUCCCCACAGAUUUUGCCCACCACAAUUUCAGGCCCCCAGAUCAGAUUGUCGGUGAAAACCCAGAUUGUGGAAUCCUCCCCCCACCCAGGGAGCUUCUGCUGGCGCCUUCAUUAUACACCUUUAGACGCCAGGCAAAAAGGUUCCUCUUCAACCAGGCCUUUGGCCAAUUGACAUCUGAUGCCCUUUCAAAUGUGCUGUGGAAGGGGGGGGGGUUGUUGGUUUUUUUGCCUUUGUUUUUCCUUUUAUUAUGUAUUUUGUUUUGUUUUUUAAUAUUGUGAUUUUAUGUUGUGAACCACCUUGAGAUCUCCAGGUAUACGGUGGUAUACAAAUUUAAUAAAGAUGCAAUGCAGUAAAAAAAAAACCCAGCAACCCACCCUCUGAAACUUAAGCAGCCCUUAGCAUAUGCAGAUUUUUUUCCUUUAAGCAGCUAAACCAAUGCUUUGGGGGUUGCCUAUUCUUAGUGACUCUCCUGGAAGCUCUUGCGCAUGAUUUCCUGCCCCAGAAGAGACCAAGGUAUUCAGAAACGAGAAACACAAAAACCAACCUUCAAACCAAGGCACGUCUUCCUUGUGCACUCUCAAAGGGCCAACCACUUUCCUGUGGAGCUUUCCUUCACCCCAAAAUGCUGUUUGGAAGAUGGGAUAAAUAGUUUUAGAAGUAGGGAAGUUACGAUUCCUGCAGGAACCCAACAAUUGCUUAUAUACCAGCCUCCAGUGUCCUUCAAAUGUUGGGGCUCCCCUCCCAGUUCCAGCAGCCAGCAUUACCAAUGGUCAGUCCUAACACAUCAGAAUGGCACUCAGUUGUGGAAGGCUCAUGUGCACAGCAAGGGUGCUACAGCAAUGUAGCACAGGAUUAAUUUCUGUAUUGCUACCUUAUCCUAGAUAGCUCAGCUGGUUAGAGUGUUGUGCUGAUAACACCAAGGUUGCAGGUUCGAUCCCUGUAUGGGACAGCUGCAUAUUCCUGCAUUGCAGGGGGUUGGACUAGAUGAUUCACAGGGUCCCUUCCAACUCUACAAUUCUCUGCUCUAUAUGAUCUAUCCAAAAAGUGGAAAAUGGUAGUAGUGGAAAUGAGAACCCGUAAGAGCCUGCUGGAUUAGGCCAAUGGUCUAACCCAGUCCAGCCUCCUGCUCUCACAGCAGCCAACCAUAUAUACCUUUGGGAAACACAAGGCAGAAUUAAGGCUUCCCUUAACAUAUGCAAUUAUCAUAAUUUAUUAUUGGUUGAAGAACUUCACUGCCAAAUUUGGAGAAGGGCAAAUUUCAAAGGGCAGCUGCGUUUCAGUUCAAGAAUUUUUUUCUGGAAGGUGCUCACAUUAAAAUGCGAUUUGAACUAGAUUCCUAGUUGCCACAGAUCAGUGUGAAUGGUAAAAAUUCACCACCCACCUCUUAGCUGGCUACUUGCGUUGCAAUUAUUGAUUUGGUUUACUAGACACAAAGGUUAGCUUAUGGGUACCUUUCUCGCUUCCAGGAGUGGGGGGCUCCAAAGGGCAGUAGCUGUUGCAGCACUUGCAGACAUAAUUCUUGGAUGGUUCGUCUAUGUUCUUCCAGCUAGAAGGGAACAAAAUCACUACAAGUAAUAGGCAGCAACUGUUAAGGGAAGCUGUUUCAAUGCACAAAACUUACCAAGGCAGUGUACAGUGGUACCUCGGGUUAAGAACGUAAUUCGUUCCAGAGGUCCGUUCUUAACCUGAAACUGUUCUUAACCUGAAGCAUCACUUUAGCUAAUGGGGCCUCCCGCUGCCACCGCGCCGCUGCUGCAUGAUUUCUGUUCUCAUCCUGAAGCAAAGUUCUUAACCCGAGGUAAUAUUUCUGGGUUAGCGGAGUCUGUAACCUGAAGCGUCUGUAACCCAAGGUACCACUGUACAACCAUUUAAAACAUUGCAACUUCACAGGAAUUGUGCAUCAUGCAGUAAGUUAAGCAGAUAUAAGAAAUUCACCUUUGUAUCUAGUUGUUAGUCCUGCUCAGAGUAAACACAUUGAAAUUAAUGGCCAUGAUUAAUUUACGUAGGUCCAUUAAUUUCAGUGGGUCUUAAAAACCUAAUUGGAUUUACAACCGAUUGUCUCUUGUGUCAAAUUCACCAUGGCAAAGAAACCAAACAGCAUGUCUUCAAAACAUCUGGUCAGACAAAAUAAGUGCUUAAGGAUGUGAUCAACAGAUUUUAACUAAUAUCGAAUUUAUUCUUGCUUUUGCUUGCAAGGUAUUUAAAUAAAUGUAGCCUGGGGGUGGGGGGAGGUCAAGCAAGGAUUUGCAAUAAAAGGGGCUUAGAGCUGACCUGGAGGAGAUGCUGUCAAAGUAACAAGCUUUCUUGCCAAAGCUUGAGGGAGUCUCUUUGCUCCAUGCUGACAGGAGGCAAUGAAUAUAGAUCUGGAAAAGGAGGGAAGUUAUUUUCUUGCAGCAGAUUCAAAACUGUCACAAAUAUUUAUUUGCUAAUUACUUCCCAGGAGCUCAAGGCGAUAUUCGUGGUUCUCCCCGCCCCUCCCCAUGUUGUGUUCACAACAACCCUGUGAGGUAGGUUAGGCUGAGACUUAGCAAAUGGCCCAAGGUCACCCAGUGGGCCCUAGUCUGACAUGAACCACUACAACUACGCUGGCCAAUGAAAGUGUAAGGUAAAGGGACCCCUGACCCUUAGGUCCAGUCAUGACCGACUCUGGGGUUGCGGUGCUCAUCUCGCUUUAUAGGCCGAGGGAUCCGGUGUACAGCUUCCGGGUCAUGUGGCCAGCAUGACUAAGCCGCUUCUGGCAAACCAGAGCAGCGCAUGGAAACGCCGUUUACUUUCCCGCUGGAGCGCUACCUAUUUAUCUACUUGCACUUUGACGUGCUUUCGAACUGCUAGGAUGGCAGGAGCAGGGACUGAGCAACGGGAGCACACCCCGUCGAAGGGAUUUGAACUGCCGACCUUCUGAUCGGCAAGUCCUAGGCUCUGUGGUUUAACCCACAGCGCCACCCGCGUCCCUAAUGAAAGUGUUUGGGUGCUUUAUUCAGUCUGCAUCGGCGCAUCCCUGCAGAGGCACCAACUCACACUUGCUCUAUGAACAAUAUUUAAGAAUGAAGGGCUUCCCCAAAGAAUCCUGGAGAUGGCAGCCGGAGGAAAAUUACGCAAGAAAACCAGGAAUUCUCUUAGCAGAACAUCAACGGCAUCCCAGAACACAGAUAAUUACUCCAGAGAGAUUCCUACCUCCUCCGAGUCACCAGUUAGCAAGAAGGCAGGUAUUGUGAACAGCAUCGCAGAGUCUUCUCUACGGAGCCACCUGACCUUGGGGCCGUCACCGUACAGGCACCUGGCAAGUUAACCAUGAAAGUGGGAAGAGUGUGAUUUUGAGUGCCGGAAUCAUUUUUUAGGUAUUGCGGGGCGGGGGGCAUCUUUUUUCAGUUUUGACCCAAUUUUCCACACUGAGCACAAUCCAGUUUUGAUGUUGCUGGAUCCGAUAUCUGCCAAAUGCGCUGUCAAAAUAUUGUUUUUUUGUUCAAUGAUGAACUCAUUUUAACACACUGCCCCAUUUUUGCUUUAGUGAGGGUGGGUGGAAGGGCACCCACAUUGAAACACCUUUGUUGUUGGUAUUAUUAUUAUUAUUAUUAUUAUUAUUAUUACUCCUACUACAGUGGUACUUCAGGUUAAGUACUUAAUUCAUUCCGGAGGUCUGUACUUAACCUGAAACUGUUCUUAACCUGAAGCACCAUUUUAGCUAAUGGGGCCUCCUGCUGAUGCCGCGCCGCUGGAGCCCAAUUUCUGUUCUCAUCCUGAAGCAAAGUUCUUAACCUGAAGCACUAUUUCUGGGUUAGGGGAGUCUGUAACCUGAAGCGUAUGUAACCUGAAGCGUAUGUAACCUGAGGUACCACUGUAUUAUUCUUAUUAUUAUUCCCUGCCCAUCUGACUGGGUUGCUCCAGCCACUCUGGGCAGCUUCUGACAUAUAUAAAACCAUAAUAAAACAUUAAAAGACUUUCCUA